Messenger RNA from Aspergillus oryzae RIB40, 399 nucleotides. RefSeq lists its product as uncharacterized. Lineage: Eukaryota; Fungi; Ascomycota; Eurotiomycetes; Eurotiales; Aspergillaceae. Bases 1 to 399 code for a protein of 132 amino acids. The transcript has 3 exons. The record is from RefSeq and is a predicted model, not a curated record.
AUGUUAUAUCCCAGUACGAAUUACCUGGAAAGCCUCACGAAGCCCAACGUAAAGCCUGUCUUUGGAAAUAUCAAGGAAUAUAACACCGUCUGGCGACAUUAUGCUAGACGGCAGCGACCCCUUGCCAAUUCACCCCUUAUCAUUUGCAUUGAGGCGCAGGAACACUAUAUCGCCAAGUUUCUCAACCGGUGGCAGAAAGAAGACAUCCGCACGUUCGAGCCCAAGUUAGAAGCGGUCGAUGAUUUCAUGGAGCAGAAGGACUUGUUCAUGAAGAGCACAAUCUGGGAGAACGACUGUCGAUCCUGGUUUAAAAAACGCCAACACCGGCAAGUUAGUGGCCAAGACACGCAGUGGGAGGAAAAGUCUUCGCGGUCUGGGUUCAGAAAGACCACGUACUAA